Molecule: messenger RNA, 3492 nt
Organism: Maniola jurtina (meadow brown)
Lineage: Eukaryota; Metazoa; Arthropoda; Insecta; Lepidoptera; Nymphalidae
Exons: 9
Coding region: 217-1089 (290 amino acids)
Biological process (GO): regulation of cell differentiation
Cellular component (GO): membrane
Source: RefSeq, a predicted model, not a curated record
CUCCGCGUAAAAUACACGCUUUUUAUGUUGCAACCAUUUUCCCAUGUGCUAAAACUUUUUUUAACAGUGCCGUGACAGACUAUAUGUACAUUUUAUAUUGUAUGUUAUAUAUUGAUACAUUUUAGCAGUGUUCGAAAAUGGGCAUUAUUGAUGUACCGAGUUUGAGAUUGUAGGCUAACACAGGCGUACGGACUCCUGUGACAAGCAAGUCACAUAAUGUUUUCCUUAUGCCGGCGAUACAAAGAUGAACACGAACAUGGUGGAACACAAAUCAAAGGCGGUUAUAUGCUACGGUACAAACGGAAAUACUUGUGGAACACGUGGACGGAGGAGUGGGUGGUGCUGUACGACGACUCUACGAUGGCCUGGUUCAAGGACGCAUCGGGGAAAUGCAUGGCAACCCAAAAGCACCUGGUGAAGGAGUGCCCCGAGAUGCUGGCCAUCUCGAGCUGGACUGGGCAGGUUCCCAAGCGGCCGCCGCUCCCACCAGGCGCGCGGCUGACACAGCUCAUGGCCCUCGGAUCACGGAGAAACCCCGGCAGUGUCGUGUGGAUGCUGGCCAAGUCGGACGCAGAAAUGAAAGAAUGGAUGGCUGCAAUUACAAAAACGCUUCCUCCACCUCCUCACAUCGAGCUGGUGAUGUCGAUGCCGUAUCUUCGAACCGCCUUCAAAAAACCAACAGUCAGAGUGCGACCAACGACAUCAUCGGAAAUGUAUGCGCGUUCAUCUUACAACACGGUCGGCGCUUUGGACGGGCGUGGUCUGGUGGCAGUCAUCAAGCGGCAGGUCCCGCUGGCGGGGCAACUUGACCACGAACUAUCCUGGGGACAGGGCUGGGGGUGGGUCACUCUACCUAACGGCGUGUGGAGCGGACGUCUGACAUGGUCACAAGAUGGCGAUGAUUUUGCGCUUCAUGCAAUGCCGAUAAUGCACCACACCAACGUUUCCCAAGCAUGCUCAAUGCUCGACGGCGUCACAGCCUACGAAGCAUCAGCAUACGAACAAGCACUCGCUGAAUACGACGACACUGCCACUGGUACUUCCGACGACUGGGACUUCGGAGUUGAUUGCGGAGAUUUCAUGAUGUAACUUUCCAAUCAAGCUACUGACGGGUUUCAUUUGCUACUCUGUGGAUACUCCAAAGCGAGAUGAAGAAAAUUGAAAUCGCAUUUUUGCAAAUAUUCUGUUUUGGUGAAGGAAUCUUUUGUGAAUAUUGGAUAUUUGGUUCUUCAAGAGAGUCUAUUCAGUAUAAUCUACUGCUGGGAAAUGUACAUGAAAUGAUAACGCAAUUGUGACACUAUUGCUCAAUAUUAGUGAAAAAUGAUCUGUGCUGGUCACGAGUCACGACGGAAUUUUACUAAUGUGCCAAUUAAAAUCUAAUUGCAAGAGGAUAUCUUAUGACUUUUAUAUUUCUGCAUUUUACGAAACAAUAAAUAAUUAUUAAUAGUAUAUCUAGAGUAAUAAUGUUUGGAAUAUAUAAAAUUGGCUCAAAGGGAUAAUGCUUGUACUAGUUGCAUGCUCUUUAGUCGUAACUGUGUUUGUUAUAGGAAAGAUGUGUGUAGCCAUUACAACUUAGUAUUUCGUAAUCUAUAUACUAUGGCCUAUAUAACACGUAGACCAGUUUUCAUAAAGUUAGACAUAGACUUUUAAAAGCACAGAAAUAGUUUCACUAUUGGAUUAUCGAACUAUAUACCUACAGUACUCCUGACUGCUUUUCUUUUGUUGUUAAUUCCUCAUGGGUUUUAUUAAAACCCAUUGCCUAAAGAUCUUGACAACUUUACCCUUUCUAAUAAAUCCGUUUACUUUUUACCCUUUUUAAAUUGUCCAAAGAUUUUUGAGAUAUUUUACUUGUAUCAAUUCAGGGUAUUAUACAAUCGCACAAAAAAUGUGUCAAAAUAUUUUUUUUGUUAGUAACAUUAUAUAGGAAAUAAGUGAAUUCGCUUUGACCCCAAUGACACCAAUAAAUUAACAUGGAAGGUAUUAUUAAACCACAAUAAAGUGAUAGUUUAAUACUAUAUAGAUGUAAGUUGAAUCGAUGUUAGUUUGUAGAAUGUGGUCGGUAGAAUAAUAAAGAAUUACCACUUAUUAAAACGACGGAACUCUUAAAAAUUUCAAGUUGAAAAACUUAUAUUUUGAGCUGAUUAUGAAACGGGUAUUGUGUGGCUAUUGGAAGGAUCUGGGAAGUGGGAAUCUACCCUAUUAUUACCCUAAAAAAAAUUCUUACCAUUACAUGAACAAUGGAAAGGGGUUGCGAACCUCAGCAAUGGGAAAUACGAUGCAAAGAGAGGCUUAUUUUCAUUGGCCAGGUAACGCAUUCUGAGUCUACCCUUUUUGAGGAAUCCCCGCAAACUAGGCAAUGUAUAGUUGGAGGUUGGAAUUUGUCUUGAAAUAUUUUAAGAUGUCUUCGAACAAAUUAAAAUGCAUCCAAACUAUCAAAGGGAAACAUUUUCCGCCAUGUUACUAAGCUAAAAAUAUAUAUUAUUUUAUUUUAUUAUAUUAAAAAAUAUCACGUAUUUGGAUAGCAAUGAUUCACAUAAUAUAUUUUCAAUGGAUUUUGUCCUAAAAAUCCUUAAAUAAUUUGUCCUACACUAUCCAUUCAAAAUAUAUUAGAAAUAUAUUGAACCAAAAAAUAUAUUUCUAGCUCAGAUGUUAAAACAUGGCGGACCUUUGUUAGCUCGGACGUAUUAGAGUCGCAAUUGGUCGGUAUAGUUAAUCAUGGUAUUAGUAAAAUUAUUAUCGAGUACAUAAUUAUACCUAGUCGCUAAAAUCUUCCGACCUACCCAAAGACUGCCUAACGUUAUAUACCUAAUACCUGUGUUGUGUAAAAUCCUAGGCACGAGAACCGCAUAAUGUAACCCUGGUCCUGCGGAGUGUUGCAUUGCAAGAUAUUUUAUGAUCGGAACUAUUAAAUACCUACAUCUUUCCGGAUCCGCUUCCUUCUUUUGUGCGUGAGACAAAUGGUGCAGCAUACAGCUUCUCAAAGCUCACUCCAGAAUUCAAGCAGGCCGCCCAGAUACGUGCAUGCACUUUUAUUUAGCACUUUUGUGCUUUGCAACGAUUUCGCUCACUUUAGAUGAAUAAAGGUUGUGUGAACACAAAACUAUAGUUUUGAACUAAAAGUUGGAUAAAAUAAUUAAGUGCACAAUCUAUUUUAUUGUUUCCUUACUUUUUAAAAAUUAAAAUGAAUUGAAAUUGAAAUUUUAAAAUGAAUUUUAGUAAUUCUACUGGGAUAAAUAAAUUUGAACGCUGAUAGCCUAAUGGCUAAGACUUCAGCCGGGCAGGUACCUACUUCUAACUUUUCGGAAUUAUGUAAUUCGGGUAAAUAUCACUUGCUUUAACGGUGAAACGGUGAAGGAAGACAUCGUGAGGAAAGCUGCAUACCUGAGAGUUCUCCAUAAUGUUCCACUUGGUCAGCAGCUUGGCGGAUUAUGGUUUAAACUUUAACCCUUCUCAUUCUGAAAAAAAAGUGCGAAUUGGACUCGCAUACGAAAG